This is a messenger RNA of Dictyostelium purpureum, 1265 nucleotides long. RefSeq lists its product as uncharacterized. Gene Ontology annotation, biological process: G protein-coupled receptor signaling pathway; response to pheromone. The transcript has 2 exons. The record is from RefSeq and is a predicted model, not a curated record. Bases 126 to 1265 code for a protein of 379 amino acids. NCBI's taxonomy places the organism in Eukaryota, Evosea, Eumycetozoa, Dictyosteliales, Dictyosteliaceae.
UUAUUAUUACAAUAUUUAAAGUUAUUUUUUUUAUUUUAUCAUUUUUUUUCAAAAGUUAUGUUUUUUUAUAAUUUUUAAUAAUUUUUUUAUUUUUUUUUAUUCAAAAAUAUUUAUAAUUUAAAAAAAUGAUAGAAUAUGUACCAAAAGAAUAUACAAUUGAUCAAGUUGUUAUACCUAGGAUUCAAUUGAUAUUUUUAUGUUUAUAUGUAGGGCUUUUAGGUAUUUGUUUAUAUUUUGUAAUUUCACAGAGAAAAAAUGGUUUAAAAUGUGAAAUUUUAGAAAUCUUUUCUGCAAUUCUUUUAACUUUUAUAAUUAGUUUAUCACUAUUUAUUGCAAAUUGGAUAUAUAUAAUAAGAAAUGGUGAUAAUGAAAUUCAAUAUGCAGAUUUAUUUGGUAAUAUUUUUUAUAUUUUGGGUGAUGGGUUGUUUUUAUUAUUACUGCUCAUUAUAGGUCAGGGAUACACUCAAUCUGUUCAUUAUGGUCAAAAUAUAUUUCAAAGAAUUUUAAAUUAUUUAAUUACUUUUUCAAUGAUUGGACUUAGUUGGGCAAUUUACAUUAUGUAUAUAUUCAAAUCAGAAAGAUUAAAUGAUGAUAAUAGUGCAAAUAAUUAUUUAUAUUAUUUGGAUACCAUUCCAGGAUAUAUUUUAGCAUCAUUAUAUUUAGUAAUUAUGGGAUUCUUUAUUUUCAGUAACCAUCUUUACCGUCAAGAUGAAAUAGAUGAAAGAAAAAAGAAAAUAAUAUUCAUUUUUACAUGGGUUUUUAUUUCAUGGUUUGUAAUCCAUCCAGUGGUAAUCAUAGUUGCACAUUUCGUUGACCCAUAUAUCAAAUAUAGAGUUGUUACUAUUGUAAAUUUAUGUGUAAAUACUAUCUUCUUUUCAUUAUUGGUUUAUUUUUUUAGACCCAAAUUAAGCAACCAAACUGGUCACUUUUUAUUGGCUGGUGGUGAUUUAUUCCAAGAUGACUAUGAUGAUGAAGAUGAAAUAUUAAGAAACCAAGCUAGCUCAAGUGGAAAGAAUGAUAAAAAGGAAUCAAUUUUUAAUAGUUUACACAAUAUGAUAAAAAAUCAUAAUAAUAAUACUACAAAUCAUUAUAAUAGUAGUAAUAGUAUUGACAUAAAAGAUAAUAUUAGUAUAUCACCAAAUAAUAACAAUAACAAUAAUAAUAAUAAUAACAAUAAUAAUAGUGGUAGUGUUAAUAGUAAUAAUAGUAGUGUUGGUAAUAAUAAUAAUAAUAAUAAUAAUAUUGAUUUAAAUAUAAGUCAAUAA